ACUCAGUCAGCAGCAAUUUCAAUUCUGAAAGUUUUAAUAUGGAUAUACAAGCAUUUGUUCAACAUCAAGAAAGAGAUAGAAAACCAUUUUUAAUUAAUGAUACAGAAAUCGACGGAUUGAUGAUUAAAGCUAUUCAAGUAUUACGAAUACAUUUAUUGGAACUAGAAAAAGUUCAAGAAUUGUGCAAAGAUUUUUGUAGUAGAUACAUAACAUGUCUAAAAAUUAAAAUGCAAAGUGAAAAUUUAUUACGUUCUGAUUACACAUCGGGUUACAUAGAAAAUAAUAGCAGUGGUAACUCAAGUAAUAGCAAUUCUCCAUUAUGCCAUUCUCCACACCAUAGUCAGGUGAUAUCCUCUUCAGGAGUUUCUGUGCGGCAGUCUGGAGACAACGAUGCUAUAAAACCAAAAAUAAUAAUGGAUUUAAAAAACAUAACCUGUCUUUUAUCAAAUAUACCAUCCUCCACAUCCGUAGAAAUGAAAGAUGUAUCUCAAGUCUCAGAUGUUUCCCAACUUGAUUUGACAGUCACUAAAUCUACACUUCAAAACUCUUCUUUAGAAAAAACACCAUUAUCAGCAAUUGGUACAAAUGUAUUACAGAAUAAUGUUUCUAUUUUACAUGGUUCCUUAUCAGCUACUAGUGGUGGCUCUUGUGAUGAAGAAGAUGACUACUUUGGGAGUAAAAAGAAAAGGCAACAAAAAAGAGGAAUUCUCCCUAAACAGGCUACAAGUGUAAUGCGCUCUUGGCUUUUUCAACAUUUAAUUCAUCCUUAUCCAACAGAAGAUGAAAAAAAAAUUAUUGCCGCACAGACUAAUUUAACAUUGUUACAAGUAAAUAAUUGGUUUAUCAAUGCACGAAGACGAAUAUUACAACCAAUGCUUGAUGCGUCUACCCCUGAUAUUGCUGGUGAACAAAACUUUACUCUUUCUAAAGAUAAGUCUGCAAUUGUUGAUAAUAACAAGUUUUCAUGGCCUGCUGAUGAUUUAUUACAAUCUCAAAAUGUCAAUGAAAAUUCAAAUGAAUCAAAUUUUGGUGAAAGUGAAGCAGAAGAUGACGAAGAAGAAGAAAUUAGUGAUAUUUUUUCUCAACAUAGUGUUAAUGAAUCAGAUUAGUCAGUGUUUUAAGAAUAAUCUUAAUACAUUGUACAAUGUAUAUGAAACAGUAAUCAUUUUAUAUGUAUGUAAAAAGUAAAUAUUGUUAUAUUAUAUACAGUCAAUGUUAAUGUUAAAUACAUUUAAUAUGUUAUACAUAUUAGAAGACGAGAGAUAAUUAACUAAUAACUUAAAUAAUAUAAUACAAAAUAAUAUAAUUUAUUGAAAACAUAUUGAUAUGUUUCAUAAAGUGUAUUAAAUGGUUAAAAUACUUAAGUGGUUUAUUAAGAUAAUAAUUAUCAAUAAAUCAAUAAAUAUGUGUUAUUAUUAAAUAAAUAAAUGUUCCAAGCCUUAUAAGUAUUAUAAGUAAUAAUAACUAAUCAAUGACUGUAAAAACAAUUUGUACAAAGUAAAUUUUAUUUAGAAUAACAAUUGAUUGAGGUUUAACUAGAGUUAUUGUAUCAUUUAAAUACAUUAUAGAAAUAUAAUAUUAAAUGCUAAUGAUUUAAAAAAUAAAAUUACAGUCUAUUCCAAAUAAGAGUAUAUUGGUUUGUGCAUUGCUCAUGACCCUAAUCCCUUCACCCACAAACUAUGCGGUUAAAGCUUAUUAACAAAUAGAGCUGUCAAAUAAAAAUUGGUUAGGUGAUCAGUAUAUUUUUAUUUGAAAUAGACUAUGUAUUGUAAUUUCAUUUAUAUUUCAAAAUCUUGAGUUGUCUUAAUAUUUUAAAUAUUAAUUUGUUAACCCGAUUAUUAUAAAAUUAUAUAUUUUUAAUGUGUUCUUUUUUUUACAUAAGAUUAGAACAUCAUUAAUGAAAUAAUACUACUACUUUUAUGACCAAUUUCUACCUAUUAUAAUAAUUAUUCAUAGUAAAAUUGCAGCAGUGUUCCUCAGUCAAUAUUUUAACGCUUUGAAAAUAAAUGUUAAAAGAACCAUAAUACAAACUGUAGUGGAUGGCAAAUUUUCAAAUUUUCUAAUUUGUCAUCUAUAUUGAAUAUAUAUACAUUUAAAAUUAAUU
This is a messenger RNA of Rhopalosiphum maidis (corn leaf aphid), 2104 nucleotides long. RefSeq names its product homeobox protein PKNOX2-like. Gene Ontology annotation, biological process: regulation of transcription by RNA polymerase II. The record is from RefSeq and is a predicted model, not a curated record. Gene Ontology annotation, molecular function: RNA polymerase II cis-regulatory region sequence-specific DNA binding; DNA-binding transcription factor activity, RNA polymerase II-specific. Bases 39 to 1109 code for a protein of 356 amino acids. NCBI's taxonomy places the organism in Eukaryota, Metazoa, Arthropoda, Insecta, Hemiptera, Aphididae. The transcript has 7 exons.